This is a messenger RNA of Nerophis lumbriciformis (worm pipefish), 3867 nucleotides long. It is a transcript of the gene ddhd2, whose product is annotated as DDHD domain containing 2. Gene Ontology annotation, cellular component: cytoplasm; COPII-coated ER to Golgi transport vesicle. Lineage: Eukaryota; Metazoa; Chordata; Actinopteri; Syngnathiformes; Syngnathidae. Gene Ontology annotation, molecular function: protein binding; metal ion binding; triacylglycerol lipase activity. The record is from RefSeq and is a predicted model, not a curated record.
GAACGCGUCACGUGUAACGGUUGAAUUUCCGAUAACCUUAAAGUAGCAGUGUUUGACAGGACGCUGUCCUUGGCUAAUGGCUAACUUAGCGAGCUUAACAUUUACAAACAAUUACUAAGACUCUACAGCAAAGUGUUUUGAAUGCUCUUGGUCCCAGCUGCAGGUUGAGCUAAUGUCCUUUAUUUCUGGUGAACACGGGGAUAAGUCUCCAACUGCUCCACCUGCCAAAACUCAGGACCUGUUGAAGAACCCCGGGGCGAAUGUGACAGCAGAGAUCCCAUGUGCAGACCCAGUGUCGCCUACAUUGGAUGAAGCCACUGCUGAUUUGAUUUCACCCUUUGAAAUGCUUAACAUGGAGCCUGUCGCCCCACCUUACCAAGUGGUGCAGCCUCACUGGUUCUUCUGCAGACGCACCGAUGACAACACCUACUGGUCCCCUUUUAGCAGAGAAGACUCAGACAAAUUGGAGAACGCCUACAAUACAGGAGCCGAUCGGUGUGAGGUGGUGGUGGCUGUUGAAGGGGAGCGCUAUGACGUACACGUCAAGGAGAGGAAGCGCUAUGCUGUAUACUGGGAACAAACUCCCACUGAAGUCCGCCGAUGCACCUGGUUCUACAAGGGAGAUAAAGACAUCAGGUUCAUGCCAUAUCCUGAAGAUUUCAGCAAUAGUCUUGAGGAGGCUUAUAUGAUCUCGGUUACUUUAGAUGAGUGGAAAAGGAGGCUGGAUUUUGCCACAGGAGAGACUGUCAUUUUACACAAUCCCAAGCUGAUAAUGCACUAUCAGCCAAUAGGCAUGCAGGAAGACUGGGUCUCCUCGCCAUCGGAGCAUACUCGUCCUAGAACAGUCAAGCGAGGAGUUGACAACAUUGCUGUGGAAAUACCAGAUGGUGAACCAGAAAAGGUGGACCACCUUGUAUUUAUGGUCCAUGGCAUUGGUCCAGCAUGUGACUUGCGCUUCAGAUCCAUCAUACAGUGUGUUAAUGAUUUCCGCAGUGCGUCACUUUCCCUCCUGGCCUCUCAUUAUAAGCAUGCUCAGCUGGAAGGGAAAGUGGGCAGAGUGGAGUUCCUUCCUGUGAACUGGCACAGUGCUCUACAUGGGGAUGCUACAGGUGUGGAUGAGGAUAUCAAUAAGAUCACUCUGCCUAGCAUCAGUAGACUAAGACAUUUCACGAAUGACACCCUGCUGGACCUGUUUUUCUAUAACAGUCCCACCUAUUGCCAGACAAUAGUGGACACAGUGGCCUCAGAGAUCAACAGACUGCACACUCUCUUUAAACACAGACAUCCAGCGUUCAAAGGGGACAUUUCUGUUGUGGGCCAUAGCCUUGGUUCAUUGAUACUGUUUGACAUGUUAACCAACCAGAGAACUGGUUCACAAUCUUCUAGUAACAAGAUUCUGGCUGAUGACCCCUGUCAUCCAAAACACGACUCAUUGGCGAAGACUCUCACCAGACUUGGCUUGCAGCAAUACCUGCCCACAUUACAGGCAGAAAACCUGGAUCUGGAAUCACUGGCUCUUUGUCAAGAAAACGAUCUCAAAGAUAUAGGAAUUCCUCUUGGACCCCGGAAGAAGAUCCUGAAAAAUGUCAGGAGGAAAUGUUUUUCAGAGGAUUACAAAGCAACACGGCAGCCACAAGGUCUGGGAGCUCCACUUCAAGACUCUCUUACCAGUGAGGACAAUGGUAAUCCGUCACCAGGAUCGGAGGCACAAAAGGCCCAGUUACACAGAACACAGUCCAUCACCAGCUCCGUAGACUAUGAAUAUUUCAACAUGGGCAUCGGACAGACCAGUGGAGGCAUAGCCAAGGGACAGGUAUCCAUCGAUUACCCACAGCUGGCAUUUCACCCGCAGACAUUUUUUGCAUUUGGAUCUCCGAUUGGAAUGUUCCUGACUGUCCGAGGGCUUAAACGAAUCGAUCCAAACUACAGCUUUCCAACGUGCAAGAGCUUUUACAAUAUAUAUCACCCGUUUGACCCCGUCGCUUACCGGAUUGAACCCAUGAUUAUUUCAGAAGUUGAUCUAGAGCCAAUGCUAAUUCCCCACCACAAAGGCCGUAAGAGGAUGCACUUGGAACUGAAAGACAGCUUGACCCGCAUGAGCAUGGAUUUGAAGAAUAAUGUACUGGGGUCAUUACGGACGGCUUGGCAGUCCUUUUCUAGAUUACCUGUUGCUGCACUGCCCCCGGUGGAUGAAGGAGAAACCACAAUAGAUGGAAACUCUCGGGAAACACAGGCCUUAGAUGAAGUUUGUGCGCCUGCACAGACAGGAGAAAAAACUGGUGACUUUUGGACAAAAGUAAUUGCGUGGCCCUGGGCCCUUCAUAGACAAUACUUCCAAGCAGAGAACGCGGAAGCAGAGUACACGACGGGGUUAACGGAGCAGCCGGAGCAAGCAGAGCAGCCUGAAAUAAAAGUGGGAAUGUUGAACGGAGGACGACGAAUCGACCAUGUGCUGCAGGAAAAACCAAUAGAGAGCUUCAAUGAAUAUUUGUUUGCUAUUCAGUCCCAUCUAUGCUAUUGGGAAUCCGAAGACACAGCACUACUGCUGCUGAAGGAGAUCUACGACAAGCUGGAUGUGACCUUCGAACAACCGCAGCAGUAAUUACAAAUUUCUCAAUAAAUCUCACUUCAGGAACUGAGUGAGUACAUAAAGGACAGCUGUCAUGGUUGUGCAGUCCUCUCCCAGAAUGCCUUACUCGUUAGUCAGGUGAUCUCUGGUUCUGUCAGACAAUAUUUCAGUCACCACAAAAGUGGAGUUGGUGUCUAAUUUAUAGAUUCCGUCAUGCUGCGUCUUGCACUAGGCCGUCUUUUAAGCACUUCUUUAUUGUUUUCUUACCUUGCACUUUUACUAUUUUCAACAAUAAUGCACAGUUACAGUGCAAGUGAAGAAUGUGGAUCAUUUUUAUGUUGAAACUUGAUGAUCAGUAUGGAAAGGGUUGCAGAGUUAGAUUUAUUGUAUAGUAGGAGGUCAAACUCCCUAACCAAGGGACAAUUCCCUUAUCCUAUAGUUUUAUGAAUAGCAAUUAUGUUGUUUUGGUUGUCUGAAAGUUAUUUGUAUAUUCAGCAAAGUCAAGGUUUGCUGUGUCUGUAAAAGUUUUCCUGGCAGUCACCAUCCCAAAGAUCGAAAAGCUGCUGCUCCAAUAAUGUGCAAUUUUAAAGAUUAAAUAUUGACGUUACUAAUUUUUCAUGAGCUUUAAUCAUUUAUUUGUGUGUUAAUUGUGUCAUCAUAUUCACACAAAUGUGUGAAGCAAUUCAGCCUAACAAUAGAUAUGUAAUUGUGUGCCGUUUGGGUGCUGUUUUUGGUAAUCUAGUUUAGCAUUCUCCAUUGUAUAUUAAGAUAUUUUUCAAAUACAGCUUAAAAAGGGCCAAAUUUAACUUUUUGUUUCUGUCCUUUGCACCAAUGCCCUGUACAGUUAUAUUUUGUAUUAGAUGUACAAACCUCUCAAUAUAUUGCAUUUCCCAUGUACUUUACGAAUCUUUCAUUCUUUAUGCAAAGUACAGUGUGUGCUUGGUUGCUGCUUUGUCAUUUAUUUGAGUAAGAGCUCAGUCACCAACAACUUUUGAAGCUAAUCAAAGAUUAUUGUUUAUACAGCAGCUAACAAAUAUUCAUAUUUUAUGUUAUUAAAAUGAGUUUUUGUAUACUGCACCAUUAACCAGAAAAUAGACUGAUGCCAUGUUUAACACAACUUAUGCAUACCAAUAAAACAUAAUGCCCUGGUUUUUGCAUGUCACAAACGCACACAAUUUAUGUGAAACAUAUACUGUACUGUACUACACUCUCCAAGAAAAGCACUUAAAUAUUUGACAAAAAAGAAUACCUGUUUACCUCUUGUGUGGCUAAUAAAUGCAUUUCUGGUAUUCCUUAAA